AUGAGUUCUCCUACACCUACCCAAAAGACCAUCGCGGAUCGCCCACAACGAUCGAAGCAGCGGGUCUCGAUGACGUGGGCGGAAGAAGAUGGUCCGAAAACGCGUGCCCUCAGGCUUUCCCAGCAAUACAUAGAGACGAAGACGAUCACGACUACAACGACUACAAAAAAAACGUAUUCUCCCAUCCCGAUCCCAGAACCACAAAUGCUCGACCCCAAAGAAUACCCGCUCGCUGCACACCCGACGCCCAUGUUCCUGAAAAUUUUCUCGUCCACAUAUACUAUUCCUGAGGGAUCUCAAAACAAUAGUCAAAUAUGGUCUUCGCUUGGCGGCUCGGGAGCCGAUGGAAACUCCUCUCAGCAUCGGUUAGAAAAUGUCGACUACACCGAGGAGCCAGCAGUCGAGAGUGGUGGUUCUUUUACCCCUUCGUUUAUCCAGCGACGCCCGCAGCCCAAACGGCCUCGAAGAUCUAGCAGUCGGUUCGAGUCUCUCAACAACAGCCCUUUGCCGAGAAUCAUGGGGGGACCUGCCAUGUUUAUUUCCGACUCUAAUGAGCUUUUUCGUCGUGCACUAGCAAAAGGACAACGCUUUCAACGCUCUCCCCGGAUGGAUACAGAUUAUUUGGCAACACCUGAUGAGGCGGAAAGGGUUAGCGGUGACUUUGAUCAUGAUGCCCCGCCGCUUCAUCUUCCAAACACCACGGAAGCUGAGACAAGCCAGUCAACCGCUUAUGAUGACGCAGAGAGCCAGGCUGGAAGCGAGACUCAGACCGUCUUCAGCGCGGUUGCCACGCCCCCCGUUACGGACGCCGAACUUCAGCCCGCUGCCGAUUAUGAUGAGCCUCUUCAACAAACGGUUAGGGGACUGCACGCGAGCCACGCCAUUAGUGCAGUAGCUGCACAAGACGCCAGUUUGCCUAGUCCGCGCCUAUCGCCUACGCUUGCUGCGGCUCAGCUACAGCUAGUUCCUUCGGAUGACGAGGGUGCCGAUGACGAGGUCACAGCCUCUACUAAUGCUUUUGGCCGUGGCGGCCCGAGUCAGUGGCUAGACGGGACUCAAAGAACCGGCGAUGCGGACGCUGAGAUGGUCGAUGACUCGCUUGCUCUAUCACCAGCUCAGUGUGAUCCUACCAUCUCCCCGUCUCAGCUCGACGGAGCCUAUCAGCAUGCCCUGAUGAAGCCCGACAUCAUGAUCGACAGCUUUGAUGCGAUGACUCCCCAAAUGAAGUCUUGGAUGAUAUAUCAACUUUUGCGUCGGUGCCCCAGGAAGACUCUUCAGGCGGUUGCUGAUGUUGUCAACCCAGCCUUGAAGUGUGAUUUCUUCCGACGUCUUCCCACCGAACUCAGUCUCCAUAUUCUCUCCUACCUGGAUCACCGCGAUCUUUGCCGGGCAGCACAAGUAUCAAAACAGUGGCGCAAUAUCGUGGAUAGCAACGAGACAGGUUGGAAGGAGCUGUUUGAUCGGGAUGGCUUUCAACUUGCUCCUGGCGAACUUCAAAAGGCCAUCGCUCAAGGGUGGGGCUGGCAGGAUCCCGUUGGCGCGUUGGAAGGCGAGGUCGACCUGAGCCAGCAUUCCAGACUGACAUCAAGCGAGUCGGAACUGUUCAAGUCCGCAGUCAAGUCUGAGAAAUCAGAUAAGGCUGACUCCAGCCCUACCCCCAAGAUAAGGUCUUCGAAGCGUAAGCGUAACGCAGGCCACACGAACACUGAAAGAUCCAAGCGCCGUGUCAGCUUCCAGGACUUCAGAGAAAGGUUUCACCAGACACACAGGUCGGAGGGUCCCAUGUCAGCCGCUAAUGCCGCAGCUGUGGCCGUUCCAGACCCCCAGAUUGGGCUUCCAAGCCUACGUCGGCUUCACCUUUACAAGUCUCUGUACAGGAGACACUACAUGAUUCGCCAAAACUGGACCAGCGGGAAGGUUAGGCCCAGUCACGUUGCCUUUGCGGCGCACCCUCGACAUGUCAUAACAUGCCUGCAGUUCGACGAGGACAAAAUCAUCACCGGUAGUGACGACACGCUGAUCCAUGUCUACGAUACCAAAACCGGCAAGUUGCGUACGAAACUCGAGGGCCACGAAGGCGGAGUCUGGGCUCUCCAAUACGUCGGAAACACCCUGGUUUCGGGUAGUACCGAUCGGUCUGUCCGUGUCUGGGAUAUCCAAAAGGGUAUUUGCACUCAAACAUUCUAUGGACAUACGUCCACCGUCCGUUGUCUGCAAAUCCUCAUGCCGACGGAGACCGGGGAAGUGAAAAACGGCGAGCCGGUCAUGAUGCCAGAGAAGCCCUUGAUCAUUACCGGUUCUAGGGAUAGCCAGCUGCGCGUUUGGCGCCUUCCAGAGCCGGGUUCUCGCCGCUACAUUAUGAACGGACCUGCGGCUAAUGAAGAAAACUGCCCGUAUUUUGUCCGUAUUCUUUCCGGCCACGCGCACUCUGUGAGGUCCAUUUCGGCUCACGGGGAUAUUCUCGUUUCGGGCAGCUACGAUAGCACCGUGCGUGUCUGGCGCAUCAGCACGGGCCAGCAACUCCAUGUUCUGUCCGGCCACAACCAAAAGGUUUACUCGGUGGUCUUGGACCACAAGCGGAACCGGUGUAUUUCCGGAUCUAUGGACAGUUUCGUCAAGAUUUGGGAUCUGGACACGGGUGCAUGCUUGUACACCUUGGAAGGGCACAGCUUGCUGGUCGGACUUCUCGACUUGCGUGACGAAAAGUUGGUCUCGGCUGCGGCGGACAGCACACUGCGCAUCUGGGACCCCGAGACUGGAAAGUGUAAGCACACCCUCAUGGCUCACACCGGAGCGAUCACGUGCUUCCAACAUGAUGGCCGAAAAGUCAUCUCUGGAAGUGAGAAAACCGUCAAAAUGUGGGAUGUUCAAACAGGCGAAUGCAUGCAGGACCUCUUGACAGAUCUUAGCGGGGUCUGGCAAGUAAAGUUUGACGAAAGGCGGUGCGUUGCAGCGGUGCAGCGUGGCAAUUUGACUUAUAUUCUUGAUUUUGGGGCUGUCCGAGACGGAGCUCCGCCCGAGGAACUCGGCAAGCGUAAGCUCCUCAAUGAGGCAGAAGUCCAACAACUUUUGCUUGCAGAAGGCGAAUGA
Messenger RNA from Neurospora tetraspora, 3090 nucleotides. Its product is annotated as WD40-repeat-containing domain protein. The coding region runs from base 1 to 3090 and encodes 1029 amino acids. Gene Ontology annotation, molecular function: protein binding. The record is from RefSeq and is a predicted model, not a curated record. The transcript has 2 exons. NCBI's taxonomy places the organism in Eukaryota, Fungi, Ascomycota, Sordariomycetes, Sordariales, Sordariaceae.